Messenger RNA from Syzygium oleosum, 2224 nucleotides. RefSeq names its product scarecrow-like protein 15. Gene Ontology annotation, molecular function: DNA-binding transcription factor activity; sequence-specific DNA binding. Gene Ontology annotation, cellular component: nucleus. The record is from RefSeq and is a predicted model, not a curated record. Gene Ontology annotation, biological process: regulation of DNA-templated transcription. Lineage: Eukaryota; Viridiplantae; Streptophyta; Magnoliopsida; Myrtales; Myrtaceae. The transcript has a single exon. The coding region runs from base 51 to 1985 and encodes 644 amino acids.
AGGAGAGGGGAAGAGGAGAGGCUUGAAGUUGAAGCCGCAAAGAGAUUAUUAUGCCCAUCAUCUCCGACACUUGUCGACCAUGUCAUCCUCGUUCCUCCUUCGUUCAUCCAUCCCCUCCACCACCGCCCCAUCCCCGGCCCCUCCCGCCACCAUAUAACCCCACCCCCUCCAUCUCCACCGGACUCCCCCACCCACCCUCCUCCCUCCUCCUACCUCCCUCCUCCGCCGCCGCCGCCGCCGCCGUUUCCGAAACUCGAAACUUUCAAAUCUCUCCUCCAACACCCAAAGACCGGAGUCCCAUCGAAACAGGGGACAAAGGGGCCAAAAGGGUGCGUCUCCCCCGAGCUAUGAGAGUUCCCGUCACUUCCCAACCGCAAACAACCGCCGCCGCCGCCGCAGCCCAGUCCCUCAAGCCCGCCUCCGCCGCCGCUCCCCCGCCCCUCUGCUACGAGCCCACCUCCGUCCUCGACCUCCGCAGCCCCGCGUCGGACAAGCACCCCGAGGUCUCCGCCCUGACAGGGGGCGGGGGCGGCGGCGGCGGCGGCGGCGACGGCGAGGAUGGGUCCGCCGCCCUCCAUUGGGACGAGCAUGUGCUCCAGACCCUGGACUGGGACUCCAUCAUGAGGGACUUGGGCCUCCACGACGAUUCCGUACCUCCCUUCAAGGCCAACCCUCACGUCUGCCCCUCCGACGCCUUCCCGCCGCCGCCGCCUCCACCCCAGCACCAGCAGCAGCAGCAGCACCACCACCACCACCACCUCGAGCCGCCGGGUCACUUUCUCCCCCACGACUUCGCCCUCUCCGACGCCUACCCGAACCCGCUCGACUCGUGCGCCGACUCCCCCGCCGGAUGGAACGGCGGUCUCGGGCCCGAUUUCUUCGGCGAGCUGAUCCAGGCCGCCGAAUGCUUCGACUCGAGCGAGCUCCAGCUGGCGCAGAUGAUAUUGGCGCGGCUCAAUCAACGGCUCCGUUCUCCGGCCGGCAAGCCCCUCCAGCGAGCCGCCUUUUACUUCAAGGAAGCGUUCCAGUCGCUGCUUCUCCUCCAGUCCGGCUCCAACCGGGCUCCGGCUCGGCUCUCCUCUUGGCCGGACAUCGUCCAGACGAUCCGAGCCUACAAGGCCUUCUCCGGUAACUCUCCGAUCUCCAUGUUUACGCAGUUCACGGCGAUACAGGCCCUCCUCGAGUCGUUCGACGGCUCCAUGCUCUUCCACGUCGUCGACUUCGACAUCGGCUUCGGUGGCCACUACGCUUCGUUCAUGAAGGAGAUCGCGGAGCGAGCCGACUCGUGCAAGGUCCAGCCGCCGAUCGUGAGGAUCACCGCCGUCGUGCCGGAGGAGUUCGCGAUCGAGACGAAGCUCAUCAGGGACAACCUCUCGCAGUACGCGCACGAGCUCAAGCUCCGGUGCGACGUCGAGUUCGUCCUCGUCCGCACCUUCGAGAUGCUGUCCUUCAAGUCCAUCAGGUUUGUCGACGGGGAGAGCCUGGCGGUCCACCUGUCGCCGGCGAUCCUCCACCGCCUCGGGCCGGCGAGCAACGUCGCGAGGUUCCUCGGCGACGUCCGGCGGCUGAACCCCAGCAUCGUCGUGUUCGUCGACACCGAGCCGUGGGCGGACGCCGCCCCCCCGGCGUCGUUCAAGAGGAGCUUCCUCGGCUGCUUCGAGCACUACGCGACCGUGUUCGAGUCCGUGGACGCGGCGACCGGCGGCGGGGACUGGGCGAGGAAGAUCGAGGCGUACCUGCUGCGGCCGAGGAUAGCGGCGGCGGUGGAGGCUGCGGCGGCCAGGAGGGCGGCGCCGCCGUGGAGGGAGGCGUUCCACGGGGCGGGGAUGAGGGCGGUGAGGCUGAGCCAGUUCGCGGACUACCAGGCGGAGUGCCUGCUGGGGAAGGUGCAGGUGAGGGGGUUCCGCGUGGCGAAGCGGCAGGCCGAGCUGGUGCUGUGCUGGCACGACAGGGCCCUCGUCGCCACGUCAGCGUGGAGGUUUUAGUUCUCGCUUAGGAGGAGCGAGGGGGGGUGGUGGAGGGGUUAGGGUCCUCGAGGGUUCCCGUUAAUUGCACAAUAGUCCCCGUUGACCCGAUUUUUUUGUUUCUUCUUCUUCUUCUUCUUUCUUUUUUUUUUGUGGUGAUGAUGGUGUCUUAUUGGGGUGUGAUUUCGUCUUUCCUGGUUAAAAGCUCUCGACUUACUUGCAUAUAUAAAAUCCAAACACAAACAUGUUUGGUGGGUAUA